AGAAAAGCAGUAUUUGAGCACGUGUAAGUUUGCCCUUUAGAUCUCUGAGAUGUUCAGUUUGAAAACGUGUAGCGGGUUUGUUUCAAAAUUUGUUAAACUUGCCCCCUCCCGACAUAUUUUCCUGUCCUGUCGGAAGCAACUUGAUGACGAAUGGAGAUCGACGAACACCACCAAUCAAACUGAAGACGAGAAUACAUCAAUGGGUGUCAGUGUUGAGAAAACUAUUAAUUCGGUGACCCUAUUGGGUAGGGUUGGCUCAAAUCCCGUGAAACGUGGCUCUCCAGAGCAUCCAGUAGUUACAUUUUCAUUGGCGACAAACUCAAAUUAUAGCUAUGCUAAUGGAGAUAUCACCCAAAAAACAGAGUGGCACAGAAUCUGUGUGUUUAAACCCUAUCUAAGGGAGUCUACUUUGAAAUACACAAACAAAGGACAAAGAGUGCUUAUCCAAGGAAGAAUCAUCUAUGGAGAAGUGAGAGAGCCUGAAGGCCAAUUAAGGCACACAUCUUCAAUUGUUGCAGAUGAUGUAAUCUUUUUUAAAAGUGGUUAAAAAUGAAAACAUGUACAAAGAAAAGUGCUGAAAAAAUACAGAAAUGUUAAUUAAUAA
Messenger RNA from Daphnia carinata, 604 nucleotides. RefSeq names its product single-stranded DNA-binding protein, mitochondrial-like (gene mtSSB). Gene Ontology annotation, molecular function: single-stranded DNA binding. The transcript is spliced from 3 exons. The record is from RefSeq and is a predicted model, not a curated record. Gene Ontology annotation, biological process: mitochondrial DNA replication; positive regulation of helicase activity. Lineage: Eukaryota; Metazoa; Arthropoda; Branchiopoda; Diplostraca; Daphniidae. Gene Ontology annotation, cellular component: mitochondrial nucleoid. Bases 50 to 547 code for a protein of 165 amino acids.